Molecule: messenger RNA, 5881 nt
Organism: Porites lobata
Lineage: Eukaryota; Metazoa; Cnidaria; Anthozoa; Scleractinia; Poritidae
Source: the annotation of a GenBank genome assembly
AUGGUUGCUACAAAGCUGAUUGCCUUUGUUGCCUUUGUGAUGCUGAUUACCUUACUGGAGCAGAUCAAAUCAGGAGUCCAUGCAGGGCGCAUGACCAAAGCUAAGAGAGGAGGCCGAGUUAAAGUGAUCCAUACAGGUCCGCGUGUUAGGAAGCUCAAGAAAAAAGUGGAAGAAUUGAAAAAGAAACUAGCCUCUAUGGAGCCUUGUGAACGUAAGAAACAUUUUACUUCACAGUAUUAUUCUCUGUAACCAAGUAACCUGAAAACAAAUGAGACUUUAUAUCCUUUCUUUGCGAACAUACACUGGAAUCAAAGGCGAUUUUAGGUGACACGGAAUCAAUCGGGCCGCUGUAAAUUAUGGGUUCCAGCUAUAAUUUAACAAACUAUUCCAUAAUAACAUUCUUUAACUUUCCUAUAAUAAUUCACAUGCAGAUUGUUAGCAGUCUGAGAAAGUCUCUUAUAUCAGCAAAUGCAAUAAAUAAAUAAAUAUAUGCAUGAAACGGAUCAUUGCUGGUCCCUUAAAGAAUUAGAAUGGCGAUCCCGCAACACUGGCCUCGGCACAAAUUAACAAAAUUACACAGUUAAGAUGACCUCUCCCUCCUAGAAUUAACCAACUAGUUAGCACAUAAGAUUUAAAUAGCAUGAUCUGUGUGGUAUCAAACAAGGUGUACCCCAGCCUCCACCGCAGUGGGGAUCACCCCGAUUGAAUAUAGUUGGAAUACUAAACAAGGAAGGAAAACUCAAUUUUUAAUCAACCUUUGUUUUGAUUUCCCUUAAAAAAGGACUCUUUUUUGAUUGAAAACGCAUAAAAUUGUGCCUGAGUAAAACAAAGUGGGUCUAGGACUCCGCGGGUAACAACGGCAGUUUCAGUUUUCAAACGAGUUUAACUUUAUUAAAAAAACAAAACAAAGCAAAACUUUCAGGGCUUUGCAUAAAAUUUCUCUCGUUUGCCUUUGUGAAACCACAGCCUGGCAUCUGCAAACAUUGAUCUCACUACGCUGGGUUACCUGAGAUUUUCUUAAUUUGCAGUAUGGCAUGUUUCUUUUUUAUAGCUUGUGAGUCAGCCAAAACAGAGGGUUUCCUGUUUGAUAGUCAUACAAUGACUGACUACCUUGAAGUUGAAGUUGAAGGCUUGAAUAAGCGAUUCGAUGAAUUAACUUCAUGCACCUGGGUCAAAUUUAAAUAUCCUUCUUUGUUUUCUGAGAUUGUUGUCUGCGCUCUUGGCUAUCAGUUUUGCUUUGGCCGACGAUCUGACAAGCUUUACAUGGAAAUGGGAGGUGCAUAUAGGUAAUGAAAAAUUUUUGUUGUGGUCUUAACUAUGAAUAAUGCUGUUAUUUGAAGGUCAAGUCAUUUGCAUGUAUUUUUGUGAGUUUACAUGUGAUUUGUCAUUUGUUACACUUUGUCAUAGACGUCUGUUGAGUUCUCGUCGACAACAUGUUCAGAUAUUGGACAGAUUAUGGUCAUGCAUACACAUGAGAACCUAAUGUCCCCCUCCCUUUAGUACUCAAAGAAUGCUGUACAGGCUGCAUUUCAUGUUUAACUUAGGAACAUUUCUACACUGAACGUUGAUAAUAUAAACAGUUCAAGACUAACAACUACGUCGGACCCUUUAUGCAUGAGGAGAUCGUUCAGGCAGCCUACGAGGAUCAAACCAUAGGCUAGGGGGUGUCUUUGGAGAAGAACUUUAAGCGCACGUCUAAGCGGUUGUCUCUGAAAAUUCUUCCUAGUAGUCUAGUAUGUAUGGGGAGAACAAAGAUAUAGAUCCAUACCUUAGGUGCUUGGAAUGCUUGAAACAGGUUUAAGAAAAUGGAGAAAAUGCAACAAUCACCUCUGUCAAGAAAGAGGAGGCAGUCGCGCAUGAGUUGUUUCAGCGAUAAGCCUUUAAAUUGGAAAAAAAAAAUUAGUUGUUUUAAUAAUUUGGUAGCUUACGGUAGGAAAUGUUCACUUAUGAAAGUUGGUCGCACAUGGUGACUCGCUCGUGUGUUGCACACUGACAAGUGUAUUUGUACCCACUAGAACAGGAUGAAAUAUUAGAAGGUACUGCCAGUACAGUUCUGUGGCAUGUUUUGUCAAUCAAUCUACGGAUGUAAACGGUGGGUUUCGUUUUAGGCUAAGGCGAAGAAUGAGAAGACUUCGAAAGAGCUAACAUCUAGAAGUUGCAAAGUAACUGACUCAAAUAAUAAACCAAGUUUAUUAUAUCAACGCCAAAGAAAUAUCUCGUAAAACAUGACAUCUUCACAUGUGAAAAUAACCUGUUAUCUUCACACGUGAAAAGGUCACCGUGGCUAUGACUACAUAAUAAAUCACACCUUUCACAGCAAAAACUAUUAACUGAAAUGGUUUGGUAUUUCAUUAGUGUUUAUGCAAUAAACAGAACAUUAUGUGGCAGUUUGGAGAUACGAAAUUUCUCUUCUCGUACUGAAAAAAAAUAUUUCACUCGUUCACUGCGCUUACUUGAGAAAUAUUUUUGUAACUUUCGAAGGGAAAUUUUUUAUCACCUAGCGACCAUGUAAAUAUCCUCUAUGUAGCUCGCAUUACCAACUUUUAGUUUUGAAUGUUUUAAUAGCACUUUCAAUGGUUUCGUACGUUUUAACGAGUGGACCAACUACUGCGUAACAAUGGAUAUAGACGGAUGGGAGGUGUACGUAAAUGGAACACGCAAGAAGUCUUUUCUUGAUCAAGGUGACUUGCGUUUCUUUGAUUCUAAGAACUUUAACAUAGUGACAUAUAAUGAUAAUGUCUAACGAGGAUGAUGAUGAUGAUGAUGAUGAUGAUGAUGAUGAUGAUGAUGAUGAUGAUGAUGAUGAUGAUGAUGAUGAUGAUGAUGUUGAUGAUGAUGAUGAUGAUGAUGAUGAUGAUGAUGUUGAUGAUGAUGAUGAUGAUGAUGAUGAUGAUGAUGAUGAUGAUGAUGAUGAUGAUGAUGUUGAUGAUGAUGAUGAUGAUGAUGAUGAUGAUGAUGAUGAUGAUGAUGAUGAUGAUGUUGAUGAUGAUGAUGAUGAUGAUGAUGAUGAUGAUGAUGAUGAUGAUGAUGAUGAUGAUGAUGAUGAUGAUGAUGAUGAUGAUGUUGAUGAUGAUGAUGAUGAUGAUGAUGAUGAUGAUGAUAAUGAUCAUGUUAAUUUUGAAGAAUGAGGCCGUUUUAGGGCCUGUUUACGUGGAGUUGGGGGACCCCAGAUAGCUGAGGUAACAUGUGGCUGGUCACCCCACCAAUCAUGUAAAGGUGAUCAAAUUAAAAAUCAAGAUUAUAUGGACAGGCGGGUUACCCCACCUAAGCGGGUUACCUCACCUACCUGGGGUUCCCCACCUCAUUGUAAACCGGUCCUCAGAUCAUCACACUCAAGUGAAUUCAAAUGCCUUUACGCCCAAUCAAUGAUAUUAUUGCACGAAGAUCCACCCAUGCAGAUUCUCCAACAAAGAGUGUUACUUGGCAUUCUCCCAUUCCAUCACCCUUAAAGUGAAGUUAUAUUUACCUUGUGGUUGGGCGAAAGUCUCGAGGAUUAAGGAGCCUAGAAAGCUGCUAUUGUUUAUAUUCAAGAUCGAGGUUUUAAUACUUUUGCAGUUAAUAUGAAUAAACUAUUUAGUUAACAAAACAAAAUGGACCAUUUCUUUUGGCAAGAAAUCCGCACUUUUGUCCUUUAGAUUUUGAUUUUAAUAUUUGAUUUCCAGUCCCAAACGUUAGUGGUACUUUAGAGGAAUAGGUCCUUGGAUGGAGUAAGACUCUGUAGGACUCGGCAAGAACAUAAAAAUAACCCCGGGCUUCUCGAUCCUAAGAAAUAAGCACUAAACAACUGACCAUCACACCCCAACCAUCAGCCAUAUGGAUGAUAGGUAAAAGGGGAGUAUUGGUUUUGUAAAUGUAUCCAGAGAUUUCUGACCAGAAGCUGUUGUCUACCGGAAUUCUAGAAAUUGUGAGCUGAAUUUGGAUCAUGGGAUAUUGUAGAGCAUGAUUUAAGUUAUCAAGUCUGUUUCUUUGAGUUUGUCGGGUACAUUUUAACAACCUUCGGAGAAUCGUUACAUUCAUUUGGCAACGAAGAUGAUUUAAUACGUGAAAAAAUUAUAAUCGAGAAUAACAAGAUGCCAGUACUGAACUGGAACAGCUGAGGAAAAACAAUUGACUCAACCGCGUAUCAUCGUCCAGUACGGACUUUAAGAUCGGUCAAUACGGUCGUCUGGGAUGGUUGGAUAUUGUCACGUCACGCAAAACACGCGUGACCUUUUACCGUCGUUCUUCUGGGACGGUAUGUUUUCGCCGGGUUUCUCAUCGUAAUAGCCCGCGAACGGUAGACUUUUCUCCUCGCUUAUCGCCGCUGAGGGACGUUUCACGAGGAGGAACGUCUGCGCCUCAGCGACAGAAAUUCCAUACUGAUGACGCAAAAUCUGUGCGGAAUCCGGUCAGAAGCGCCAAUUGGUCGAAGGAGUAGUUUCAUAGUUUUAGCUAUUGUUUACCAAUGACAGACAAAAGACAAAAAGCCACAAAGGUCAAAUGUAAACGCGAUGAAUCUCUAACAAAACCGUCAAUAUUUGUGGAGUAUAGUCUUCUCUAGAAGCAACAUUUGAGUUUUGCUGGAGCUCAUUCGCAGAUGAACACAACACUUUUCCAAAAUCGUUAUUAAUGUUUAACCAACAAUUUGUUGUUGUUGUUGUUGUCUUUUUUAUUCUACCUCAAAAUCUGCUGCAGUCACUUUUUCAAGCAGUCAGAUAUCGUAAAAAAAUCACGCUUCUGUCUCUUCGAUAUUGUGCGUUGAGUCCUAAAAUUGCAGUACACCGAUUUAAGUGAUAUAGCCAAUGUUGUGAGAUCUGUCAUCAUUGUGACUAACUAGUCUGCAUUUAAACUUAUGAAACCUUCUUUUGGUCGGUCACUUUUUGAGCGCUAAGGUGUCCCCUGAAUGGAUGUUGAACCCGGGUUUUAGGGCCCAGAAAUAGUGUCCCUUUCGCCAGAAGGUAACAAUUAAAAUUUUUAAAGGACCACAUUUUGUGACCCCUGACAUAAUUUCCUUGAAUAGGGGUUCCUUUGUAUCGCUAUAACUCUUGCUUCCAGCUGUAGUUGCUUCAAGAACCUAAAAGAUUACUCUGAUAUAAAAUUCUCAAAUUAAUUAACCCUUCUUUUUACAUAGGAGUGUCUGUCAUCUUCAAGGAAGGCAAAAUGGUAUAUGGGCAGAAAUACGCGGACAGUUACGGAAGCAGUUUUAAUCCGCAAAGAAGCUUCGUCGGCGAAAUGGCGGGCAUCAAUUUCUGGGAUCGUAAGCUGAGUGAUGCAGAGAUAUCAGAAAUGUCCAAAUCAUGCAAGUCCGGGAAGGGCAACAUUUUUAGCAUGGUUGAUUUAAAGGUCAUGGGGGGAGUAAAGAAAAUCCCUGCCUCUUGUUAAACUGGCCACCAUUUUGGAUUAUUACGAAGCCCUUGGGUCAGCUGUAGGGAAGCUGGAGCGAUUAUUUUGGGUCUUUGUAUCAAUCGUCAAUCAGCCGUUUUACUAUUCUUAUUUACUUCUUUGAAGUUGGCUGCUGAAAUUUCUAGGGGAGUACCGAAAUUAUUAGUUAUAAUAAGUGAACAAACUGACACAAACCCUGAAUCACUGAGGCCAACAAACAGCCAACACGAGACAUUUACGAAAGUUUCAGCUGUUUGCCGGUAUAACCCAUAAAGUAACAGAGUAAAUGGCAUUAACCUUUACUUUAAAAAAUAAAAAGCAAAACCGAAGGUGAAGAAUUGACUAAAAAAGGCAAUUAUUGAAUGCCGAAUAAUGCCUUUAUCAUUAUUAUUAAUUUUUUUGUUUGAUUGGAGUGGCCCUUUUGAAUAACUGAAGACAAAACAGGCUCCUAUUAAACACAGUUGACCCAGGCUAAGUGAUAAUGCCAAAGUGAGAAUCCUAAUAUGUAUAAUUACAGUGU